This is a messenger RNA of Necator americanus (New World hookworm), 513 nucleotides long. RefSeq lists its product as uncharacterized. NCBI's taxonomy places the organism in Eukaryota, Metazoa, Nematoda, Chromadorea, Rhabditida, Ancylostomatidae. The coding region runs from base 1 to 513 and encodes 170 amino acids. The transcript is spliced from 4 exons. The record is from RefSeq and is a predicted model, not a curated record.
AUGAUUAUUGAUCAUUCUUUGAUAACAUUUAACGAUUCGGCGUUAAGUUAUCCUCUCAAACGCACCAUUACCUUACAGAAACCAUUCAGACGGUUUGCAAACACAAAAGACAACACCACGCGCCGUCUACACCGUCCCGUGGUGGAACUCGAGUACGCCGACGAUGCAGUAAUAUUUGCUUACAGCUGCGCAAAGAUACAGGAUGUUGUUCACCUUGUAUCUAAAUUAGCUGCAGCCUACGGACUGCUACUCCGACCUGACAAAUACGAGCAGAUGACUUCUUGGCGAAUUCCGGUUUCCAACCACAGUGUACGAAUCCUUGGAAACGUGAUCAUCUCUGAGUUUCCGGAACAAUGCUUGCCGCUAUACUGCUAUUUUCUUCCUUUUCACUCAGUACGGUUAUAUCCGAAGAAGAGAAGAAGAUCGAUUCUAACCAACCACUUAUACUCACAGUAUCGCCGAAAAUUUGGAAUCUUCUCGAAACAAGAGCAAACUUUGUCAACGGUGGCGUGA